Molecule: messenger RNA, 17839 nt
Organism: Coregonus sp. 'balchen'
Lineage: Eukaryota; Metazoa; Chordata; Actinopteri; Salmoniformes; Salmonidae
Source: the annotation of a GenBank genome assembly
CGUGUUCAGGAAGUUUAAACAACAAUCCUGAACGGAAGCUGCAGCAUGCAUCGAGAGUUAUAGUAUUUUGUUGCAAUUAAUAAAGCUGUUUUAUUGUCUCGGGGAUGGAGAACUGGAGCCUUUUGUCCCUUUGUGUUUUGCUCGGUCUUACGGCGAGAUGGGCUGUAUCCUUGAACUCUUAUUCAGGUAGGAAGUGGACCAUAGCUAGCUAGCUUUAUGCUAAUGUUGCACCUGCAGGGAUCACUGACAGCUCUCUGUUUCAUAGUUACGUAGUUAGCUAGAAAUGCUAGCUAGCUUGACAUUGUAAACUUGUCAAAUUGUUGAUUUUGAGUGGUAAAAUGCAACCGGUAUUUUGGUGCAAUGAUUUUUGACAUUAGGUUGCUAGACAGACAGAAACAUGAGUCAGCUUGCUAGCUAGCUAGCCACUGUUCAGCAGCAGGACUGUAAUCUCUUCCUCUGCAUAUUUGCUCAAGCUAGCUAGCUAUUAUUAUUAAGCAGCAUUUUCACCCAUUUCUCUUAUUUUCAGGGGCAGGCAAACCACCCAUGUUCGGGGACUACGAAGCUCAAAGGCACUGGCAAGAAGUGACAUACAAUCUGCCUGUUCAUGAAUGGUUGGUCUAUGCACCUGUCUAAUAGCCUACGGGCCUGUCUUGCAUCUUUGUUGUGUUUUAUAUUGUUUCUAAGCAAUAGCUAGGAUAACUCAAUGUUGUUUUCAUCCUUCAGGUACUUCAACACUACAGACAACAACCUAAACUACUGGGGUUUGGACUACCCCCCCCUCACAGCCUACCACAGCCUUCUCUGUGCACAUGUGUAAGUCUGAGGGCACACACCCAAACAUUAGGAUCGUGGGUUCGAUUCCUGCUGAGGCCACCCGUACGAAAGUGUAUGCACACAGUACUGCAAGUUGCUUUGGAUAAAAGCAUCUGCUAAAUGGCAUAUAUUAUGGUUAUUAUGAUUAUAUUACUAUGUUGUGCUUUCCUGCAGGGCCAUGCUGAUAAACCCAGACUGGGUGGAGUUGCAUGCGUCUCGAGGUCAUGAAAGCUAUGGACAUAAGUUGUUUAUGAGAGCCACAGGUAAGACUACUGACAGACAGGUUAAAGAACAGUACACAUCAACGCUACUGACGGACAGGUUAAAGAACAGUGCACAUCAAACAGCUAUUGACAGUCAGGUUAAAGAACAGUACACAUCAAACAGCUAUUGCAACCGCCUGUUGUUGUUAGUGUUGCAGUAUCACUUAAAUCUAAUGUACACCAAAUAUGGUGGUAUACUGAUUGCUUUGUCUCUUUCUCUCUGCGUACACUUUACAUAAAACGACUAUAAAUUAUUAUUUGUUUAUUAUGCCAACAAGAGAGACGUACACACGUGACUACUGGAUAGAAAGAAGUUGCUUUCUUUCUGCAUAUGCCUAUCCUGUGUCACAAUAUGACAGAUUAUAUGUCAUUCAUUUAUCACAAGAAGAAGCACUGUAUAACGUCAGAGCACAACCUCCCCCCCCCCCCCCCCCCCCCCCCCCCCCCUCCCCUCCCCUCCCAUCCCCUCCCCUCCCCUCCCCUCCCCUCCCCUCCCCUCCCCUCCCCUUCCCUUCCCUCCCCUCCCCUCCCCCCUCCCCUCCCCUCCCCCCUCCCCCCUCCCCUCCCCUCUCUGCACUGACUGUUGGUUUAGGGAUGAGCGUCACAUAGGAGUGAGACACCAACGAAGAACAUGGUCAGUCACUUGUUAUUCAUUUGUGGGACUGAAUAUAUGUAUCUUUGCUCAGUUCUUAUUGCAGAUCUGCUGAUAUACAUUCCUGCUGUUGUUCUUUACAGUUUUUACCUCAGUGAAGGAUCAAACAAAAAGAAGGUAAGGCAGAAUUCAGACAUUUACAUUCCCUCUAUUUGAUGUGCUCCUAACUAAAAAUAAGUGCAGUCUCAGUUUUGAGAACUAGAAGAACAAAGAUACUGUAUUGCAUUGGCAUUACCUGCCCGUCUCACUAUAAUGUGUUGUGUUCUCUUCUCGCCUAGGUCUGCACAGUCCUCUGUAUCCUGCUCUAUCCAGGCCUUAUUCUAAUCGACUACGGGCAUUUCCAGUAUCCUUUAAAAACCCAAGCUAUUUCUAUCACUGGAUCAUAUUAUUAUUAUUUCAAAAUCAUGACCAUCUCUUGUCAUCCCAUGUAUGUACAGUCGUGGUCAAAAGUUUUGAGAAUGACACAAAUAUUAAUUUUCACAGUCUACUGCCUCAGUUUUUAUGAUGGAAUUUGCAUAUACUCCAGAAUGUUAUGAAGAGUGAUCAGAUUAAUUGCAAUUAAUUGCAAAGUCCCUCUUUGCCAUGAAAAUGAACUUAAUCCCCCAAAAACAAUUCCACUGCAUUUCAGCCCUGCCACAAAAGGAACAGCUAACAUCAUGUCAGUGAUUCUCUCGUUAACACAGGUGAGAGUGUUGACAAGGACAAGGCUGUAGAUCACUCUGUCAUGCUGAUUGAGCUAGAAUAACAUACUGGAAGCUUUAAAAGGAGGGUGGUGCUUGAAAUCAUUGUUCUUCCUCUGUUAACCAUGGUUACCUGCAAGGAAACACGUGCCGUCAUCAUUGCUUUGCACAAAAAGGGCUUCACAGGCAAGGAUAUUGCUGCUAGUAAGAUUGCACCUAAAUCAACCAUUUAUCGGAUCAUCAAGAACUUCAAGGAGAGAGGUUCAAUUGUUGUGAAGAAGGCUUCAGGGCGCCCAAGAAAGUCCAGCAAGCGCCAGGACCGUCUCCUAAAGUUGAUUCAGCUGCGGGAUCGGGGCACCACCAGUGCAGAGCUUGCUCAGGAAUGGCAGCAGGCAGGUGUGAGUGCAUCUGCACGCACAGUGAGGCGAAGACUUUUGGAGGAUGGCCUGGUGUCAAGGAGGGCAGCGAGGAAGCCACUUCUCUCCAGGAAAAACAUGAGGGACAGACUGAUAUUCUGCAAAAGGUACAGGGAUUGAACUGCUGAGGACUGGGGUAAAGUCAUUUUCUCUGAUGAAUCCACUUUCCGAUUGUUUGGGGCAUCCGGAAAAAAGCUUGUCCGGAGAAGACAAGGUGAGCGCUACCAUCAGUCCUGUGUCGUGCCAACAGUAAAGCAUCCUGAGACCAUUCAUGUGUGGGGUUGCUUCUCAGCCAAGGGAGUGGGUUCACUCAAAAUUUUGCCUAAGAACACAGCCAUGAAUAAAGAAUGGUACCAACAUCCUCCGAGAGCAACUUCUCCCAACCAUCCAAGAACAGUUUGGUGACGAACAAUGCCUUUUCCAGCAUGAUGGAUCACCUUGCCAUAAGGCAAAAGUGAUAACUAAGUGGCUCGGGGAACAAAACAUCGACAUUUUGGGUCCAUGGCCAGGAAACUCCCCAGACCUUAAUCCCAUUGAGAACUUGUGGUCAAUCCUCAAGAGGCGGGUGGACAAACAAAAACCUACAAAUUCUGACAAACUCCAAGCAUUGAUUAUGCAAGAAUGGGCUGCCAUCAGUCAGGAUGUGGCCCAGAAGUUAAUUGACAGCAUGCCAGGGCGGAUUGCAGAGGUCUUGAAAAAGAAGGGUCAACACUGCAAAUAUUGACUCUUUGCAUAAACUUAAUGUAAUUGUCAAUAAAAGCCUUUGACACUUAUGGAAUGCUUGUAAUUAUACUUCAGUAUACCAUAGUAACAUCUGACAAAAAUAUCCAAAAACACUGAAGCAGCAAACUUUGUGAAGACCAAUACUUGUGUCAUUCUCAAAACUUUUGACCACGACUGUACAGCCAGUGUGAUUAUAAAUAAUGAGAUGAAUCAUGGUAGAACCAGUUUGAUAGGGGACCUUGAUUUGUAUGAAUGAGGCAUAGCAGAGCAGCCGGUAACAGUACCAUCAUGACUAUGCAUUCUUUAACUGGGUGUCAGAUAUAACAGUAUAAGCCUGGGGCUGGCCCUAUGGGGUGUGGUGGGUCUGGGUCUGGGCUGGGACGUGCUGGGCUCUCUGGCCUUCGUCCUGGCCCUCAACUACAAACAGAUGGAGCUCUACCACUCCCUGCCCUUCUUCUGCUACCUACUGGGCAAGUGUUUCAAGCAGGGCCUGGCAGGUCGAGGGUGAGUUAGCUAACUUAGACUUACACCCCUGGCUAAGGGGGUUUGUGUGUGUGGUGAGAUGAUAUACAGUGGGGUCUGAAAUUGACACCCUUGAUAAAGAUGUGCAAAAAUGACUGUAUAAAUUAUUCAAAUACUGAGCUAUAUUGUAUGCUGAAAACUAUGGAAUUUAUAUUAUUUUAUACUAAUACAAUUGCUCAGAGAAAGAGGUUUUGUUUAACGUUCAUAUAUUUUUUUUCUCAAAAAGGUAGUGGUCAAAAUUAGACACUCCUGUUUUCAAUACCUUACCUUGCGAGGAUAACCGCACUGAGCCUUUUUCUAAAAUGUUUUAUGAGCGCGAGAACCUAUUGGGAGGGAUCUGAGUGGCCAAAGAGCUCUAUUUUUGAUGUCAUCUGACCAAUGCACCGGUUCCAAUCCAAGUGCCAAUGCCGUUUAGCAAACUCCAAUAUUUACAUCUGUUGGAUGACAUGAAAAUAGAGCUAUUUGUCCACGCACACCAGUGGUGGGUUUGGCGUCGAAAUGAGAAUGCAUGAGCAGAAAAGAACCACAUACCAUAUAACAUAUAGUGGUGGAUCUUUGAUGUUAUGGGGCUAUUUUGCUUCCACUGGUCCUGGGGCCCUUGUUAAGGUCAACAACAUCAUGAACUUUACCCAGUACCAGGAUAUUUUAGCCAAAUAUCUGGUUGCCUCUGCCAUGAGGUUGAAACUUGUCCACAAGUGGAUCUUCCAGCAAGACAAUAACUCUAAACACACAUCAAAAUCCAAAAAUAAAUGUUUAAUUGACCACAAAAUCAACAUUUUGCAAUGGCCAUCUCAGUCUCCGGACUUGAAACCCUUUGAAAACCUGCGGUUUGUUUCAAGUUUUAAUGUCACAUGCACAAAUACAGUGAAAUGCAAACUCAAAACCCAACAUUGUAAUAAUCAAUUGCAAUGUAUUACUAGAAAGAAACAUGCGAGAAAUAAGAAAAAUAAAUAUGAAAUACACAAUAAAGUAAGGAAAUAUUUUAAAUGUCAGUUCCAAUACCAUAAUUACAUGUGGAGGGAUACUGAAGUGAUGGAGGUAGAUACAGUGCAUUGGGAAAGUAUUCAGAUCCCUUGACUUUUUCCACGUUACGUUACAGCCUUAUUCUGAAAUAGAUUAAAUUGUUUUUUUCCCUCAUCAAUCUACAUACAAUACCCCAUAAUGACAAAGCAAAAACAGGUUUGUAGACAUUUUUGAAGUUAUUAAAAAUAAAAAACGGAAAUAUAACAUUUAUAUAAAUACUCAGACCCUUUACUCUGUACUUUGUUGAAUCACCUUUGGCAGCGAUUACAGCCUUGAGUCUUCUUGGGUAUGACGCUACAAGCUUGGCACACCUGUAUUUGUGGAGUUUCUCCCAUUCUUCACUGCAGAUCCUCUCAAGCUCUGUCAGGUUGGAUGGGGAGCGUCGCUGCACAGCUAUUUUCAGGUCUCUCCAGAGAUGUUUGAUCGGGUUCAAGUCCGGGCUCUGGCUGGGCCACUCAAGGACAUUCAGAGACUUGUCCCGGAGCCACUCCUGCAUUGUCUUGGCUGUGUGCUUAGGGUCGUUAUCCCGUUGGAAGGUGAACCUUCGCCCCAGUCUGAGGUCCUGAGCUCUCUGGAGCAGGUUUUCAUCAAGGAUCUCUCUGUACUUUGCUCCGUUCAUCUUUCCCUCGAUCCUGACUAGUCUCCCAGUCCCUGCCGCUGAAAAACAUCCCCACAGCGUGAUGCUGCCACCACCAUGCUUCACCGUAGGGAUGGUGCCAGGUUUCCUCCAGACGUGACCCUUGGCAUUCAGGCUAAAGAGUUCAAUCUUGGUUUCAUCAGACCAGAGAAUCUUGUUUCUCAUGGUCUGAGUCUUUAGGUGCCUUUUGGCAAACUCCAAGCUGGCUUUCAUGUGCCUUUUACUGAGGACUGGUUUCCGUCUGGCUACUCUACCAUAAAGGCCUGAUUUAGUGGAGUGCUGCAGAGAUGGUUGUCCUUCUGGAAGGUUCUCCCAUCUCCAUAGAGGAACUACGUCAGAGUGACCAUUUCUCAUAGCAAAGGGUCUGAAUACUUAUGUAAAUAAGGUAUUUAUUUCUGUUUUUCAUUUAGAAUACAUUUGCAAAAAUUUCUAAACCUGUUUUCGCUUUGACAUUAUGGGGUAUUGUGUGUAGAUUGAUGAGUAAUUGUUUUUAUUUAAUCCAUUUUAGAAUAAGGCUAUAACGUAACAAAAUGUGGAAAAAGUCAAGGGGUCUGAAUACUUUCCGAAUGCACUGUAUGUAUAGGGGUAAGGUGACUAGGCAACAGGAUAUAUGAUAAACAGAGUAGCAGCAGCUUGUAUGUGAGUGGGUGUGUAGAGUCAGUAUAAAUAUAUGUGCAUAUUAUGUGUGAGUGAGAUAAUGAUGGAGUGAGUGUUUGUGUGACAAUGUGUGUGAGUGUGUAGGGCCCUGUGAGUGUGCAUAGAGUGCAAAUAUUGAAAUAAAAAGUCAAUAAAUAUACAAGGUAAACUCGGUCAGUGAAUUGAAGAGGGCAGUCCAUAAGCGCAGAUCAAGGAUAACAAGGAAGGAUUCUGUAUGGAGGAAUGGUCUAAGAUCCCUCCCAAAAGCAUUAAAGAUCAGAUUAUAUUAUUUUCAUUAUUAACAUUUAUUUGAAUCAGCACAAUUAUUUUUAAAGUAAUACCCAGAAUCCACCACUUUCUGUAGCCAGUGGACAAAACAUGGAAAGUGCUAUACAGACUUUUCUGACAUGCAAAUCAAUAUUUAAUUUCAGAAUUGGUUAAAAUUAGGUUUGGUUAGGUUACAGUUAACGCUAGUCGGUUUGCAGGUCACAAAAGUCUGUAUAGCCCUUCCCACAAAACAUGGCCCCAUAAAGUAUCCUACAUUUUCCCCACUCUGCCACUCUCCCAAACAGGCGAGGCAAUCAGAUUGGAUGACUGUUGCUAGUGUCCCCGCAUUUGUCUAUCUAGUAACAAUGUACCAUGGACAUCUGGUAGCUAAUGGAUAGCUAGAUUAUAUGGGCAGGGGAAGAUAUGUCCAGAUGACAUUAUGGCCAUGCCCAAGCUCCUCGGCUGUUCCUGUGUGUGCAACUUUAUCACCACACAGCUUCUACAGCUGACCUACUGUGAAAUACUUUUAGCUGAUGCAUGGUUUUCACAACAUACAUUGACUAACUUGGGAUGUGGAUAGUUCCACUCACAGCUGAUGUGCUGAGAGAGAUGUGAGAUUCAGCCAAUGAAUACUGUUGACAAUAUGAAUGAUCAUGUUUCACUGCUUUACAGUACAUGUAAACGUAGCCAGUUUUGGGUAUCUUAGCCAGUUUUGGGAGUUUAUGUUUUGGGACAGUUUUAAAGGUUCGGUGUACUUUAUCAUUUGUUUCCUCAUCCACCACCCACCCAGGUUGUUCCUGCUAGUGAAGAUCGCUGUAACAGUCCUGGUGACCUUUGCCCUCUGCUGGUUGCCCUUCCUGUCUGACCCUGGCCAGGUCCUGCAGAUGGUGCACCGCCUUUUCCCUGUGGGGCGAGGCCUCUUCGAGGUACGUACUGUGUGAUUGAGAGUGACCCCCAAAAAGGUUUCAGUGUUCAAGGCAAUUAGUCAUACUAUCAAGUCAAGUGGUUUCCCUAACAUUCUUCGACGUGAGUCACCUAAAGCUUCUAGAAUGUUCUGGAGACCAACAGAGUAACCCAAACCAGGUUCUCCACCCACAGCCCAAUAUUGAGAGACCACACUAUCUGCCAAGUCGAAAUCAGUUGGUGUUAGAAAGACGAGGAGGUUUAAGGUAGUCAACAAAAUGCUGCCCUCGUAGACAGGAGUGGUACGCUGCGCCCCCUGUUCUUCACAGCACAGCCUACAUGCUCUUACAUACACAACCUGCUACCCUCCAUCAAUUCCUCUGUGCUUAGCCAAUUGGAAAUGGAUCCCCUGCAGGAUCAAAGAAAACAGAGGAAUAAAAUGGUGAAAGGUCAGAAGAUCAGGUUCGGGGGGAGGGGGGGGCAUAAAGAUAAAUCGAACACCUUUACUGCCAGGGUCUUUUCAGCACAUCAUUGCGGGGCCAUGUUUUAGCCAUGUGAUGCGUGGUUCUGUGCCAAGGGCCAACACUAUGCGUGUCAGAGUGCACCCAUUCGUUGUGCAAAACGUUGGCAGCUAAACUGCUGCGUCCUUGAAAAACUACUGCAUCCUUGAGAAGCGAAUUUACACGCGUGUAUGUACACCCAGCAAGGCCAUACAGGAAGAGAGGGGAGGAGAGGUGCGGAGGGGGGAAAUGAAAGACAGACGGACAGCGAUGGCUCACACUGGGGACAUUCCUUAGAGCAUCGCAACACUUCCACGCCGCCGUUGAAAGCGUGUCAUGGUCGAGCUGCUGAGGUAAAGCAACACCGUUACUGGGGGGGGUUGGCAGCUCAGAGGCCAAGGCCAGCUGCUCUACUUUUUGAAGCCUGCCCUGUGCCCGCCGUGUGCUGGCACCCAAGGUGCGGUGAUUUGUGAAGCAAUUGAAAAUUAAACAGUCAGCAUUGUGCAGACUAUGCCACAAGGAAACAGAAUCAAUAGAACAUAUUUUCUGAUACUGUCGAUCAGUGGCUCACUUUUGGAUUCAGGUCCAGGAAUGGUUGUUAUGUCAUAAUAUCAGGUUUCAGAUGGACCUGCAAACUGUAUUGUUAGGGGAUCUGAAAAACCACGAUCAGUCAAUGGGAAAUUGUACUCUUGGGUAAAGUAUUUAUUUUUAGGGCAAUGUCAGUAGAAAUGUUACAAAUAGGGAGGUUCAGGACCCUUCAGUAGUUCAGUAAGACAUCAUAGUAAGAUGGAGGGAUGUAUUGUAGAAGGAAAUAGCAAAAUGGCAUUAUACUGUGAAAGAUGGAUUAAUCUGUGGACUUGGGAGGGUUGGAGUUAAAAUCAGAAUGGCAUUAUACUGGGAAAGAUGGGUUAAUCUGUGGACUUGGGAGGGUUGGAGUUAAGAUCAGAAUGAAUGGUGGAUUGGCCACUGGGUGAAAAUCUAGAACCUGCAGAAAAAGGAAUUAGGAAUAUGUGUAUAAUUAUUUAACUACAUGCACCGUACAUGUGAGCGAAAAUAGCGGUAAGUAGCAGUAGAAGUAUUGUUGUCCGAUCAGGGUAGGGAUGGUAGGGGGGAAAGUACAAAUAAAUAAAUAUAAGGGGGAUUGGAAAUGAUGCAGACAAUUAAAUUGAUAGAGCCCACAAUCUAUCUGCAAUAUUAAAGCUGAUCUUUGUGAGGCUGGUCAGGGUGGCCGUAUGCGUGGCAGUUAUUUGUUUAUGAAAUGAUACAAACAUAAUACACAAGGUGUGAGUGCCUCUAUACCCCACGGAGCGAGGGGCUCCAGGAGAAGCCUGCCUGAACUCAUUGUGAAAUUGUGCACGUAAGCAGAAGCUGGACUGGGACAAGUGGACAGGGUGAGAAGGGGUGGUGGGGGGAGGAGGAAGGAGGGUAAGUUGUACAUUUACCCACGGCGCAGCACUCUGUCCGUCUCUGUUUUCCUGCUUCACAAAAAUGGCACCAAAUGCUGCAGCCUGUGAAAUUCCAAGCUGGCUUAUAGGUGAGGAGUGCCGCCAACGGCACUUACCCGCAUUUGCAGCCGAAACCCAGGUUCCUGUGUAGCCCUCAGCCCAGGCGGCGUUGGAGGACAUUCCGGUAGGGUAGUUAUUUGGGGUGGGCUACAGCGGGGCCUCGACGUCGGCAGGACAGACAGCCUGCUGACUGGGCCUGUCUGUAACCUCCACACACACAGCUGUGCUCUGAGCAGCUGUAGCAAGGCCCAGUGGACCACAUAUAAAUUCACCCUAUAGAAGAGACCACACUAUUACAAGACAUGAUUAGACUACAGUGUAAUCUAUGCAUUGUAUUUCUACGUUGUGUCAUAUCACAGCCAGUAGAAGCAGCAGGGGGCCUUAACAUCUUAAUAUCUGAUCUCAGAACAACUGCUAAGGCCAUAAAUCACAUGAAUCACACAGUCAGUCCUCAGUCCUCCAUUUCCUGCUAGCUACCCCAAACGCAAAGACCGUCGUUAAGGCAGACAUUUUGGAUCUGUUUUCCAAUGGUCAUAACUAUGCCUUGGGUGUUGUGGUUGGUGGACACUGGACAGACACUGUGACAGUGUUCUUCUGUGGGGUGGUCUGAAUGUGAAUGUGCCGAAGUAUGCGGAAAUUGUCGUAAUGUGAUUAUCUCUGAACAUUUAACCCUGUGUCCCCAAGUUUACAAAUAAGUGCAUAGCUUCUAGUGACAUCCCAUUCCCUAGCACCUGACGGGCGAUUUAUGAGGCUGGUAAUGCUUCCCGAAGCGCUCCUGUACAAAUGCACUGUGGAAUGCACAGAAGGAAUUCUUAUUGCACUUUCAGUUGGGAAAUGAUCACUUGGAGCAAAAGCCACUUGUUUGCCUUCUCUUCCAAACGGAAUGCUUUUUAAAGCAGCGUACUGUCAUACCAUAUUUGUGCUUUUCUACAUUUGAAACCCUUGUAAUGAGUUUUGUAACUCAUUUUAAUGAUUCACAUCGAUAAUAAACACUUCAUUAACAAUAAGGAAUAUGAUCAAUCUAUUGGUUCUGCAUCGUUAUAGGAAGUGAGCUAUGAGACAUAUUUAUUUUCUUAUUAGAAAGUGUGUGUGUGUUGACAGGAUAAAGUGGCCAACACAUGGUGCAGCUUGAAUGUCCUAAUAAAGAUCAAGACCAUCCUGUCCACUGAUACCCAGCUCUACCUCAGGUAAUCCCCCUCUUUAUCUCUCCAUCUCACGCUCUCUCACAGAGUGAAAAUAAGAUUAUCCCUUGAAUACUGAGAUACUGAUCACUACCAGCUGCUAUGGGCACUCUGACAACUAUUGGAAAUCUGCUGAUGAGAUUUCAGAUUUGGAAUGCUAACAGAAACUAUUUGAACCAUUUCUGUUUGAGAAACAGCAGUUAGCUAACUUCUCUGUGUUGACAUGAAGUGUUAUGCCAGUCAAAGCUGAUUCUCCUCCAAGGUCCUUAUGAAUGAGAAGAUGCUACAGUCAAUCAGUCAUAGAACCCUUCUCAUGUUGUCAUGGUGGUGCGUGCUUGAAUAACCUGUGGGGCUAUAUUUAGGGGUGCUGUGUGCACUCUGCACAGGAUGCACACCUUUCUGCCAGACUGUUAAGACCAGGGAUUAACUGGGACUUCAAGGACUCUAGUGUAUUAAAACAAAUGAAAACACUAGAGCUUUUUGGCCAUGGGUGAAUAUUAUAAUAACUAUGUUUGGGGGAGGGAUACCUUGCUGUAGAAUGUGUCAUAAAACAAUGGAUCGCUCGUCUCCUGAUCGUUACAAUAGAAGUGGACUACUGGAUAAUGUAUUAAUGUAUAUGCAUGUUACUACUACGUUUCUGUCAAGACUGUCUCACAACGUAAAUAACAGGAUGGAUCACCUGUGGGACGUUAUCUGGGAACUGUAUCCCCAAAUCACCAUGACCCCCACCUCCGUAGCACACCCCUCUUGCCCCGUGUUGGGGGUCCCGAUACCCCUCUCCCCAGGGGCCCUUUAGGCCUGAUACAGCUGCCCUACCGUACCUCCCUGGCCCCCCUCCCUUCCUGUGUCUCUAUCCUCUGUGAGUGACAAUUGAAGGGUUAAACUAAUGCUGGGUUGCCCUAAGCGAAGCCAGUAUUUGGUACAUUUCCCACAUAGCUGGGGUCUUAUGGUUUGACCAGGCUGGGUUAAAACAAGCCUGCAGUAGAGCAGCCGCACGGUUGAGUUUAACCCCGAAGGUUAGGUUUCAGGGCUGGGCCCUUCACUGUUUAGACAGAUUGAUCAUAGUCUUGUUGAUAGAUUACAUCAUUCUUCUGUUAUUGUUUUGUUUUCAGUUUGACCGCCACUCUCCUGGCUAUCCUACCUUCAUCUAUAAAACUGUUGAUGAAACCUACAUUCUGGCAGUUAAAACUUGCCUUGGUAAGUGAGUAUUUUUGUACUUUUUACUGAUGUUUGAUUACAGAGAAUGGUGUAAUGCUAACCUGUGUAAACUGUCAUUUCAGGUCAACUCCUCUCUGGCAUUCUUCCUUUUCUCCUUCCAAGUCCACGAGAAAUCAAUCCUCCUGCCUGCCUUGUGAGUAGAGGGGAGGAGUAGGGGUGUGUGUUCGCAUGCGUGUGUGCCUUCCUGGCUGCAUGCGGUUCAUAAUCAUUUAACUCACCGACUGCAGUGCAGUAUGUAAAAAGCAACAGGCAGCUGUAAUCGCUAGGCUAUCAAGGUUUUACUGAGCGGUGGGAUUUUGUUACAGAUUUUGCUGAUCUAAUCAUCUAGAUUAGGCUGAUUUGUUGCUUUAUUAACUAUUGAGUUAUAUCUCCCACCUGUCUGUCCCUGAAUCAGUCAGUAAUGCAUGUCCAGGGAUUAGGGAGGAACACCGGGCUGUGGAGAAGAGGAGGAGGACAUUGUUUGUGGUGGAUCAAUUAUUGGGGCUAUAGGAAUGGGUGUAACUGGACACGCAAACAGGAGUUGGAACCGAUUCAGGGAACAUAACUGUAUUUUAUUUAUUUUUAAUUUUUUGGGGAACAGAAUCAGAACGAAAGUGAUCUAUACUGUUCUGGAACAGAACCGUUAUUUUAAAAGUAUGGGAACCUGUUAAUAACGUUAUUUUAUGUUGCGGGCAUUUUGUUGGGGUCCCACAACAAGGCGCCUAUGCAAAGCCCUCACACACAAGCUUGUUAGCUAGCUCUGGUCCAACUUUAAGCCAACUCUCGGAAGUCCAUAGACAUUCAAAGUUCCUCUGUAGAAUCUGCUACUCCGUAGGUAUAAUUCUGAGAGCAUAAUUCAGAUAAUGCAUGUCAUAAAAAGAUGCCCAGCGCUUCAAGCCAAGCCUCCUCCACCCUCUCUCGGUCUCUCCCUACCCGCAAAAUUUCAUUCGCAUAUCGCGCCCUACACUUGUCUGUCCAUCGCACAUGUAAACAGCUAUAGCCUAGGCGGCCGAUAGCGCCCAUGCACUAUCGGCUGCCUAGGCUAAAACAACUAUAGCUUGCCCGCUCCAUAGCAAGCUGCUCUAUUCGCAGUGCUUGGUGAAGUAAUUGAAUGUUGAGCUAAUGUAAAAAAAAAAAAAAUUAUUUCAGGUUUAAAAAGGAACGAUAUAAAACUGUACUUUUUUUGUGUUCGAACCGGUCCAGAACUUUAUUUUGGAACAGUGGAACGAAACAGAAAAAAUAAUGGUUCUGUUCAGAACUAAACGAUUAGAUUUUUUGGGGUUCAAUCCCCUGCACACAAAGACUACUACUGUAAUUAGAAGCUCUGGGAGCGAUGGGCACCCUAUUCCCUAUAUAGUGCACUACUUUUGACCAGGGCCCAUAUUGUUUGUUGUUAAAUAAAGUGUGUAUAACUUAAGUGUGUGUAACCCUUUCUCCUCUAAUACUUUGUGUCUGCCUCCAGGCCAGUCUGCCUGCUACUGAAUGACCUCCCUCUGCCAGCCAUCUGGUUUCUACAGGCUUCCACCUUCAGGUAGGAAGCUACAGUAGGGGAAACUAUAGUGGACCAAUAACAACAGACCAGGUUAAAGGUCAUAGGAGAGACCGUUCGAUAAAAAGUACAAUCUUGUACAUUAAAUGUAACUUGUAAAAAUCGCUGUUAGCAAAAUCCUCAAAAAGUAUAGGAUGCUCUGUCAGAUGAAUUUUUUUGUGUUGAUAUUCUUUGGAGGAUUUUAUUUGUGAAGAGUCAAGAAAAUAUAAAAAUGGAGUCAUUGUAAAGGGAGCAGUCAGAGAGGAGAUGAAGCUGACUACUAAGUUAGUACUACUAACUUUCACCCUAGCUGUCGUUAAAUUCUUCCGGCAGUACUAAUUGUUGUGUGCGUGGUUUAGUGUAGGGAUAUCUGUGGAUUACACUGCAUAGUCAACAUACCUCUUCUCUAAGCAUGUUUUGGGACAGCAGGGCAUUCUAUGGGCCUCUAGAACUGUCUAACUGGCAUGGCUCGCAUUGUGCAUCUCCACUCCACCCAUUGUUGAAGACAUACACUACAUGACCAAAAGUAUGUGGACGCCUGCUCGUCAUUCCAAAGUCAUUAAUAUGGAGUUUGUCCCCUCUGCUGCUAAAACAGCCUCCACUCUUCUGGAAAGGCUUUCCACUAGAUGUUGGAAUAUUGCAGCAGGGACUUGCUUCCAUCCAGCCACAAAUGCAUUAGUGAGGUCAGGCGAUUAGGCCUGGCUCGCAGUCGGCGUUCCAAUUCAUCCCAAAGGUGUUCGAUGGGGUUGAGGUCCGGGCUCUGUGCAAGCAGGUCAAGUUUUUCCACACCGAUCUCAACAUACCAUAUCUGUAUGGACCUCGCUUUGUGCACGGGGGAAUUGUCAUGCUGAAACAGGAAAGGGCCUUCCCCAAACUGUUGCCACAAAGUUGGAAGCACAGAAUCGUCUAGAAUGUUAUUGUAUACUGUAGCGUUAAGAUUUCCCUUCACUGGAACUAAGGUGCCUAGCCCGAACCAUGAAAGACAGCCCCAGGCCAUUAUUCCUCCUCCACCAAACUUUACAGUUAGCACUAUGCAUUGGUCCAGAUAGCUUUCUCCUGGCAUCCGCCAAACCCAGAUUAGUCCGCCGGCCUACCAGAUGGUGAAGCGUGAUUCGUCACUCCAGAGUCCAAUGGCGGAGAGCUUUACACCACUCCAGUCAACGCUUGGCAUUGCGCAUGAUCUUAGGCUUGCGUGCGGCUGCUCGGCCAUGGAAACCCAUUUCAUGAAGCUCCCGACGAAUAGUUAUUGUGCUGACGUUGCUUCCAGAGGCAGUUUGGAACUCGGUAGUGAGUGUUGUAACCGAGGACAGACAAUUUUUACACGCUUCAGCACUGGGCGGUCCUGUUCUAUGAGCUUGUGUGGCCUACCACUUCGCGGCUGAGCCUAUGUUGCUCCUAGACGUUUCCACUUCACAAUAACAGCACUUACAGUUGACCGGGAGAAAUUUGAUAAACUGACUUGUUGGAAAGGUGGCAUCCUAUGACGGUGCCACGUUGAAAGUCACUGAGAUCUUUAGUAAGGUCAUUCUACUGCCUAUGUUUGUCUAUGGAGAUUGCAUGGCUGUGUGCUCGAUUUUAUACCCGUCAGCAACGGUGUGGCUGAAAUAGCCGAAUCCACUAAUUUGAAGGGGUGUCCACAUACUUUUGUAUGUAUAGUGUACAUCUUUUGUUUGGGUAAAUUGAAGACAUGAUUGCAUAAUUUAGUCAAAUGGUUGCUUAAGCACAGUUAUUGUAAGAGCAUCUGAAUGUAUUAUAGGUAUUUUGCCAAUGGAUGGGGUUUUGUUGGAUUUAAGUAGGCCCUACUAAGGCUGUGUUUUAGGCUACAUUGUUCUUGUAUUCUCUCCCUCUGCAGCAUGCUGCCGUUGUUUCUGAAGGAUGGUUUGUUGGUGCCGUAUGUCGUCACCUCCCUGGCCUUCCUGUUCUUCUCUGUCUACCUGCUCUCGGCCCUGGAGCACUGCUCAGAGGACAAGCUACGUCUGGGGCCCUACCGCCGCCUCCUCCUCAUCUGCAUGCGCCGCAUGGACCUCGGCAGAGUCACCAAGUGGAAAGUAAGUGUGGCCUAGUGGUGUGAACAAAUACCCUUUCACAUUGCACUACCCCAUAUGCCUGUCAUCAUUCAUUCAUAGCAAGAAAUGUAUCAGAUUGCAAAGCAAACUCUUUAUCUGGAUAGUCCAUCUGUAGAUGCUCUACAUACUAUCAGUAACAUUUCAUCUAUCUACUAACCACAGCCUUUAUCCUAACCUUAACCCAUAAACAGAUAGUCCAGAUUUUCCAUCUUCAUACUAUCCAAAUAAAGUGUGACCCAGAUUGUUUUACCAGGCAGAUAGUUGCAAUGUUGUCUGUCUGUUCUAGUAGUGGGUAGGGCAGGGGUGCUCCAAUAUUUUCUUUACCUUACUCAAGUUAGUAGGGAGAUGAGCUGAUUUAGAUUUUAUUUGACAAUUUGAAAUACAAAAAAAAAGCCACACCAGGCAAAAAAUACAUGUACCAAAAUGACAGAGGAUUAUAUACACAAAAAGACUAAACAUUGUGGUCCUCUAUUAACUGGUGAUCAGAAGCUUGUUGUCAGUUUCCUAAUAGUCUUAGGUGGUAGCUACAUACUUGAGCACAGCAGCUCUAACCCUAACCUGAAUGGCAUCAGCGUGAGAAGAUAUACAUCUCUCCAACUGGAUAAAUAAAGAUCAUGUGCCACUGUACUGUAAGCCGUUUAGGCUGCCUGGGAUGGGAAAGAGGAUACCUAGUCAUUUGCACAACUGAAUGCAUUCAACUGAAAUGUGUGCUCAGGGAGCAGUUGUUGUUGGGGCCUUGCUCAAGGGCAGAACGGCAAAUUUUUCUCUGGGAUUCGAACCAGUGACCUUUCGGUUAAUGGCCCAACACUUAACCGCUAAGCAACCUGCCGGAUGAAAGCCACUGCCAGGCCCCAAGUAUUAUUUAUCACUUAUUUAAGUUACAGGCAUCUCUGAAGUGCCUGCCUGGCCCUGGCCAACUCUGCUGCUGCACCAUCCCCUCCUUUAGAGACAGAUGGGAGGGGGGGGAAGCAUCCCAAAUGGCACCCUAUUCCCUAUAUAGUGCACUACUUAUGGCAAGAGGACUCUGGUCAAAAGUAGUGCACUAUAUAGGGAAUAGGAUGGGCCAUUGGGAUGGGUGCCAUUUGGGAUUGGGACAUAGCCAGAGACACCGCCACCAGACGGAGCUGUGCGAGAUCAGAAGGUGUCUUUUUAUAGAGUCAUUAACAGAGGUUUGCUUAGACAUAUUUAUUUAUACAAGAGGCGUAAAUAAGGAUGCCCAGUGAUGGGUCUAGGGUUUCAUGGGGUUGGUCUCAUACGGAGGUGCUUACCGCCACCUACCCUCACUGAUCCCUGGGUCCCAAAUAGACAUGUUGAUCCUUCUACCAACACUCUGUUUGCCUUUCCGUUCGGGACACACCGGACUGGGCUAAAAUAAACAUCAGCUUGUGAUGAGGGAUGGUCAUGUGAUGUCUAAAAAAUUGUGUUUUCGUCUUGUCUAGUUUGAGUAGUUAUGACUAGGGCCCAGGAAAUACUUGUUUAUUUAAUUAAUAAAGCCCAUCUAAAUAGAUAAUUGAUCAAUUUGAAUCCCUUGUCAAGUUCACUUUCUGAUUAGACUGGAAUUGAAAUCGAAAUUUGAGGCCCACUACUGGGCUGUGAGAGGGCCUUGGCUCUUGGCUUAUAUCCUGUGAUGGCUUAACUCCCUUGAAAAAGAAGGAACUGAACUCUCUCUCAAUCUCUCCUGCAGUUCUAUUGUUCCAUCAUGGCCAUGGCUGGUUUGAGCUUGAUGAGCGUGGUGCUGGCCCCUCCGGCCCAGCUGCCUGAUUUGUUUCCACUCCUGGUGUCUGUGUUCUCAUACCACCACUUCCUGGGCCUCUUCCUCUACUUCAACAUUGUCCAGAUUGCCGAGCCGCCACCACCUGGGAGGAAGAACCAGAAGAAAAGUAACUGAGUAAUUAUAAGGGAGGAAGAACCAGAACUGAGUAGUCAUUAGGGUGGAAAAAUCUGAAGAACUGUGUAGUCGCCACCCAGCUGAAAGAGAGAACUUACUAAGCACAGUGCUUCAGUCAAUGAGCGCCAUAGACCAAUAAGGCUCAUGAACCAACUACCAGACUAAGGCCAAUCAUUUAGAAUCUUUAUUUUCUAGAGAGAACCCUCCUGAAUGGUUGCUGUUUUGUCAGUGCCUAAUUAUGUACAUCAAGCUUAGAAUUCAUUUUUUUACUUGACUGUUCAAUAUUUUCAAAUGUUUGUAUCAUCAUUACAAUUAUUUUGUACCAAUUGAGUAUGUCUUGAAAAAUAAAAUCACCUCAUGAAUUCUUGGUGAACCUGGAUUUUACAGCCAUAAUGCCAGCACAGACUGGAUCCGUCCGAAGCAGUUUCAAAUAAAAUCC